Molecule: messenger RNA, 258 nt
Organism: Colletotrichum siamense
Lineage: Eukaryota; Fungi; Ascomycota; Sordariomycetes; Glomerellales; Glomerellaceae
Exons: 2
Coding region: 1-258 (85 amino acids)
Source: RefSeq, a predicted model, not a curated record
AUGCCUACCAAGCUCGAGACCGCCGUCGCCAACGCCCUCACCCAGGCUCAGUCCGAGAGCGGCAAGUCCAAGGACGAGGUCAUGAAGAUGGCCCACUCCUUCGCCGGCAAAUACCUCAAGAAGAACGGCAUCUCCGCCACCGACGCCCUCCACCGCUGCGAGUUCGACGGUUGCGAGCGCGCGUACGAGAACCGCAGCUCCCUCAACCGCCACUACAAGAAGGACCACGACGGCAAGAACCCCGAGGACGAGGAGUAG